Molecule: messenger RNA, 678 nt
Organism: Boeremia exigua
Lineage: Eukaryota; Fungi; Ascomycota; Dothideomycetes; Pleosporales; Didymellaceae
Exons: 3
Coding region: 1-678 (225 amino acids)
Source: RefSeq, a predicted model, not a curated record
AUGUCCUCUGUUAUAGGACAAAUCCUUAAGGCUAGAUACAAGGAAGUUGUAUUCUGCUACAAGGAGCGCCGAGGACACAUUCAGAACCUGAACCAAACAAUCACUGGAGCAAAGCCUAAUGCCGAACACUUGUCACACAAUUACAGCGACAACAGAAUUCUGAUUGAGACUUUGCGCGACAAGCUGGGAGACAUAGCUAAGACACCAGAGAUAUCUCGACUACUCAAACAGCUAAUCAGCAAAGACGAUGCUCUUUGCGCAGCGCUGAAUCUAGAGGUUGCUGAGAAGAAGGACAUUAAAGAUGCAAUCUUUAAGGCUUGUGACGCUGUCGCUCAGGACACAACAAUGCAGGUGGAUAUUGCAAACACCCCAGGCAAGCGGGCUCGACAAGCAUCUGCUGACAGUGAUGACGAAAACACCCUGCUGGCAAAGCGCAGAAAAAACGUCAGCUCGACCACCAAUGCCGUCAUCCAGAACCCUCUCCCCGAAACUACGGCACGAUUGGUGAAGGUCGGAAACCGCUUGGAAUUGAUGGGGAGUGAGCCAGUGUUCUGCACAUGGCUCUAUCUCCGUCGUACUGAGCCCGGAAAGGGUUUCGAUCCAAUUGGGCACGGCUGCAUCGAGUCUGACAAUUUCGAGGACGUUGGACCGGCUGCCGUGGCUAUGGAUUGGCAGUGA